UGAACGUCUUAUUUUAAUCACAGUAUGCAUGGUUGAUUUGAAAGGUACAACAAUUAGCACAAAAUAAACAAAAUUGAUGUUUUCAAAAAUGUUUUCCAAAUUAUGUGUGCUCAUGUAGAUUGUUCUAGUGGAAAGAAAACUGCCCAGGAACACGUUAGGACGCUUGGAUACCGAUUUUUGUCCCGGCUAGGCGAAGGAACUUUUUCUAAGGUCUAUCUCACAGAAUAUUGCAGAAACAACGGCAAUUCAGAGGAAAUUCAACAGUUGGCCUGUAAGUUGAUCGACACCGCUUUGUGUAGUGCAAAAUUUAAACGAAAAUUUCUACCCCGGGAGCUGGCCAUAUUGCUUCGGAUUAGGCACCCGCAUAUCAUCCGGAUUCAUGCCAUCAUUAAGUGUCACACCAAGAUCUUCAUCUUUAUGCGCAAUGCUGAAAAGGGCGAUCUGCUGACGUACAUUAUUGCCCACGAUCGGCUGGAUGAGAAACAGGCCCGCAUAUGGGCCCGGCAAAUCGCCCUGGCCCUGCAGUAUCUGCAUGAGGCUGGAAUCGCUCAUCGGGAUUUGAAAUGCGAAAACAUUCUGAUAACUUCCAAUUUCAAUGCAAAGCUAAGUGAUUUCGGAUUUUCGCGCUACAUCAUGGAGAAUGGAGAGGUGGAACUCAGCAGGACCUACUGUGGAUCAUUCGAUUAUGCGGCUCCGGAAAUCCUGAAAGGACAACCGUACGAUGCCAAGGCUUCCGAUAUGUGGGCCUUCGGAGUUAUGAUGUACGUUAUGCUCAACAAAUCGAUGCCCUUCAAGGGUCGAACCAAAGUCGUCUACGCCCAGCAGAUGGCCCGGAAGUGGCAGUUCAAAUCGAAAGUGAAAGACACAUUGUCGUCGAACGUCAAAAACCUGGUAGCCAGCCUUUUCGAACCGAAUCCACUGCUCAGGUGGACCGUCGAUGAGGUACUUCAAUCCGAGUGGAUCACGGACGUUCCGGAGCUGAGAAAACUUAAACCCGACGAAUACCUGGCCCUCUCGGAGGCUCCCAAAGCUAAGAAGGACUCGCAACUGGCCAUGAUCGUAAAGUCGAAGCUUAAAAUUUCGACCAGUAACGUGAUCACCACCAUUCGGGAGGCGGACUUUUCCGGCAAGAAUGACUUUGUGUCCCGGACUUCUUUCAAACCGGUGGAUCACGUAGUCGACUUCGAUUUUUCCAGUAGCAGCGGUUUUUAAGGAAUGAAUGGUUUUUUUCGCAAAAUUUGCUUAGGAGAACCUUUUUCAUCUAACUUUUAAUUACUUGGGAUAAUAAUACUCGAUUGAAACAACCUUAAUCUGACUAUUGUUCAUUCCAACCUAAUAAGUUAUUGAAAAUUAAAAUGUGUUACGAAGUCAAUUGUCAACUAAGGUCUAUGAAAAAUUUUUUUAAAAUCUCUAAACAUUGCUAUGCCCGUCGUAAAAAUAAUCUGGAGGGUAUUUGAUCCAUACUGUAAAUAUAAAAAGUAUUUAGACAACAU
Uranotaenia lowii is the source of this 1493-nucleotide messenger RNA. RefSeq names its product testis-specific serine/threonine-protein kinase 3-like. The record is from RefSeq and is a predicted model, not a curated record. Gene Ontology annotation, biological process: autophagy; peptidyl-serine phosphorylation; intracellular signal transduction. The coding region runs from base 103 to 1212 and encodes 369 amino acids. Gene Ontology annotation, cellular component: cytoplasm. The transcript is spliced from 2 exons. Lineage: Eukaryota; Metazoa; Arthropoda; Insecta; Diptera; Culicidae. Gene Ontology annotation, molecular function: tau-protein kinase activity; protein serine/threonine kinase activity; ATP binding.